CUAGCCUUCAGAAUUUAGAAAAAAACUUACAGAUUAAAACUGUGUAACAGAAAAGGGAAAGGGGAUCUUAUCUGGAUCAAGAACCUAGUAGACUUUCUGGAAGCCUCCAUCAGACACCAAGCAGACAUUGCAGCAUAUUACUGCUUGCCAUGACAACCAUGCAAGGCCAGGGACAGACCGCCCUGGACACUGGCUUUGGGGUGCAGCAGCUGGGGCAGCCUGUAGCUCUACACUCACUCCUAUGGAAAGGGCUGACGGAGAAGUUCUUGAAGGGGGAGCCAAAAGUCCUGGGGGUUAUGCAAAUUAUCAUUGCCAUUAUGAACCUCAGCUUAGGAAUAUUAAUAAUGUGCAUCACGGUUCCUUAUACUCCGAUACGUCCUAUCUCAGUCUACGCAGGAUACAUGAUUUGGGGAUCGGUGAUGUUUAUUAUUUCAGGAGCCCUGUCCACUGUAGCAGGAAUAAAAACUACAAAAGGUCUAGUCCAAGGCAGUAUGGGCUUGAACAUCGCCAGCUUUGUGGUAGCGAUAAUAGGGAUCAUAGUGACUGCACUGAGCCUGAGCACCGCUCCAUUUAGCUAUUACUGUGGCUAUAGUGAUGUCUUCAAUGGUUGUUUUUUCAUUUCAGGCCUGGAUGGUGUGGUGCUCCUGCUGAGUGUGCUGGAAUUCUGCAUUGCUGUGUCCCUCUCUGUCUUCGGAUGCAAAGUAACCUGUUGUAACCCUGGUGGGGUUGUGCUAAUUGUGCCAUCAAAUCCUCAAAGGACAGAAAAAGCUUCUCCUGUUCUUCUUGAAGGAGGGAUGGUCCCACCAACAGGCCAAGACCAGAAUGUCCCAGGAAAUAUAUUCUGAGUAAUACAAAAACACUUGUGGCAAAACAAACAAACAAAAAAACCAUAAAUGGACUCUGAUUUGUGUGUGUGUGUGCAUGUAUGCACAAGUGGAUGUAUAAAUUCAGAAAUCAUGCUCUCAUUUUUCCCCAGAAACUUAACAAUGUAUUCUACACAUUCUGCUGAAUUUGUGUGAUAUCAUCAGAAUUUGAACAAAUAAAUCAUGCAUGUAAUGGGUUA
Perognathus longimembris pacificus (Pacific pocket mouse) is the source of this 1063-nucleotide messenger RNA. RefSeq names its product membrane-spanning 4-domains subfamily A member 4A-like. NCBI's taxonomy places the organism in Eukaryota, Metazoa, Chordata, Mammalia, Rodentia, Heteromyidae. The transcript has 7 exons. The record is from RefSeq and is a predicted model, not a curated record. The coding region runs from base 150 to 845 and encodes 231 amino acids. Gene Ontology annotation, cellular component: Golgi apparatus; membrane.